AUGUGGAGUGAUAGGCCAAUCGUUAAAGUUUGCGGCCUGCAAUCCGUGGAGGCUGCCCAGAAAGCUAUCCAGUGUGGAGCAAGUUUGAUCGGGAUUAUCUGUGUACCGAAUAGAAAGAGAACUAUUGAGCCCGGCGUCGCUAGACAGAUAUCCGCUCUGGUACAUGACAAAUCCUUCAACAAGAGCGGGACCAAGCUGGUCGGCGUAUUCCGUAACCAACUCGUGGAAGAAGUAACUAAAAUUGCCAACGAUUACAAUCUAGACGUCCUACAACUCCACGGAGACGAAUCAUGGGCCGAAUUCCAGUCUUCAGUGGAAAAACCUAUCAUUAAAAGGAUGCUGUUUCCGCAGGAUUGUGGUGAAGUAGCUGAAAUAACGCGUUCUGGCAAUACGAAUGUGCUGCCGCUUUUUGACUCGGAAGCUGGGGGCACGGGGGAAUUACUGGACUGGCAAGCCAUCACUAAAUGGAGUGAAAGCGAUGGAGCAGGAUCUAGGUUCCUCUUGGCAGGAGGCGUCACGCCUUCCAACGUCCACGAAGCCAUGUCGCUCACGGGAGUGAUAGGAGUGGACGUCAGUGGAGGUGUUGAAACUAACGGAUCCAAGGACUUGCAGAAGAUCGAGCAAUUCAUCGCAAACGCACGCAGAUGA
This is a messenger RNA of Torulaspora globosa, 648 nucleotides long. It is a transcript of the gene TRP1, whose product is annotated as phosphoribosylanthranilate isomerase TRP1. NCBI's taxonomy places the organism in Eukaryota, Fungi, Ascomycota, Saccharomycetes, Saccharomycetales, Saccharomycetaceae. Gene Ontology annotation, molecular function: phosphoribosylanthranilate isomerase activity. Gene Ontology annotation, biological process: L-tryptophan biosynthetic process. The coding region runs from base 1 to 648 and encodes 215 amino acids. The record is from RefSeq and is a predicted model, not a curated record. The transcript has a single exon.